This is a messenger RNA of Chlorella variabilis, 1005 nucleotides long. RefSeq lists its product as hypothetical. Gene Ontology annotation, molecular function: thiosulfate-cyanide sulfurtransferase activity. Lineage: Eukaryota; Viridiplantae; Chlorophyta; Trebouxiophyceae; Chlorellales; Chlorellaceae. The record is from RefSeq and is a predicted model, not a curated record. The transcript is spliced from 5 exons. Bases 1 to 1005 code for a protein of 334 amino acids. Gene Ontology annotation, cellular component: mitochondrion.
AUGGCCCUCAUCAACAACGCGGGAGGCAGCGUGACCAGUGCAUUACUGCUCACGCUGCUGGCGUGGGCCGUGCGCUGGCUGCGGGCGGAGCUCAACCGCAAGCGGCGGGAGGAGGAGAGCGGCAAGCAGGCCUCGCGCCGCACCGUGGGCCGCUUCUUCGGCCGGCUCUCGCCGGUGGCGCUGCGCAUGCUGGUGGAGACCGGGCCCUACCCGCACCACAUCUUCACGCUGCGCCCCUCAGCACCCAACGACGCGCUGCCUGCGGAGCUGCGUGGCGCGCUGCGCCUGCCGGAGUCGCGUGUGGCGGCGGUGCUGGGGUCGGAGGCGGCGUGGGGUGAGGCCUUCCAGGGCGUGCCCUUCCCCAAGCCACACUACCUGCUGGUGUUUGUGGGCAACACCGAGGAGGAGGAGCUGCGGGCGGCGGCCGCCGCCGCCAGCUGCGGCUUCCAGCGCUCCAUGGUGCUGGAGGGCGGCCUGCAGCUGCUCGCGGCGGGCGGCGCGCAGCCGCAGGCCGACCUGCGGUUCAUCAACCGAGACGCACUGGCGGUGCUGCUGGGAAUGUGUGCCGAGGCGGGCGUGGUGCACGCGCCGCCCGCCGCGCUCAUCGACGUGCGGCGCAGCGACGAGCGCGCGCUGUAUGGGGCCAUCAAGGGGGCGGCGCACAUCCCGGUGGACCAGGUGCCCAGCGCGCUGGCGCUGCCUGCCGACCAGUUCCUGGAGCGGUACCGCUUCCCCAAGCCAGCCCCGGACGACCUCGUCAUCUUCUCAUGCCGCACCAACACGCGGUCGGGGUGGGCUGCCCAGCUAGCGCAGGAUGCGGGCCUGCAGCGGUGCCUGGUGCUGCGCCAGGGCGUGUACGGCUGGCGGCUGGACCCGUCUGUGAAGCCCUACCGCGGCUACAAGCUGCAGGAUGCGCCGCCAGAGGCGGAGCCGUUCCAGGUGGAGCCCAUCAACGUGGAGGCGGGACGGGUGGAGCUGGCGCAGCUGGGCAUCCCUGUGAUGUGA